AUGGUUACGGUAAUUUUCGCGGAAUCGCAAAAAAUUGAAGAUCACAUGUUUGCAAAAGCAAUUCAAUGGGCCGAUGAAUGCCCUGAUGAUGAGAUCUAUUGGAUCAGGGAUCAGGCAUUGGAAAAAGUUCCGAAUGUUGACGUGGAUUUGUCGGGCAAAAUGGAUGCCCUUAAACGAAUCAAAUUUAUGUAUAAUCGGACAAAAGCAAGUGUGGUAUGUACGAACAUGGCUCUCGACGAAUCCGCCGACGUCGCCGCCAUCCUCUGCUCGAUGCCGAAAUCAAUUCGAUGCGAUCAAUUUGGUAUUUGCCUGGCUUCAUUGGCGCAUUUUUGUAAUCGCAAUGGUGGAAAAGCGGUGGCGGUUGUGGAAUUGUGGAAAGAAGUACUAUUCGCAUGCAACCGCUAG
Messenger RNA from Caenorhabditis bovis, 405 nucleotides. Lineage: Eukaryota; Metazoa; Nematoda; Chromadorea; Rhabditida; Rhabditidae. The record is from the annotation of a GenBank genome assembly.